This is a messenger RNA of Daucus carota subsp. sativus, 1038 nucleotides long. RefSeq lists its product as uncharacterized. NCBI's taxonomy places the organism in Eukaryota, Viridiplantae, Streptophyta, Magnoliopsida, Apiales, Apiaceae. The coding region runs from base 1 to 1038 and encodes 345 amino acids. The transcript has a single exon. The record is from RefSeq and is a predicted model, not a curated record. Gene Ontology annotation, molecular function: zinc ion binding; nucleic acid binding.
AUGAAUCCAAACCAAAAUGAUGAACCAGUUGAUGAACAAAUUCCUGAUGUUCCACCUGGAUUUCAACCUCAAACAAAUCCUGUUCAGAUGCUUGUUAAUCUUCUUCAACAAGGUUUUCAAGCCAACCCUGGGUCAAGUUCUUCAAGUCAAAAUUCCAAACCUUCUAUUGCAUUCAAAUCUUUCAAAGCCCUACAACCCCCAGAAUUCAAAGGAACAGUAAAUCCGGUCGAAGCCAAGAUAUGGCUGACAGAGAUUGAGAAAACUUUUGAGAUAGUUGGAGUAGAGGAAAAUAAGAAAACUAUAUUUGCGACUUUCAUGCUUAAAGGUGAAGCCAAUUAUUGGUGGGAAGCUAAGAAGAAGUUAGAAGGAUCUAACGUGAUACCAUGGGCUAGGUUUACAGAGCUAUUCCUAGAAAAAUACUUCCCUAAGCACUUAGAAAAUCAGAUGGAGAUUAAGUUUCUCGAGCUUAAGCAAGGUAAUAUGUCUGUGGCUGAAUACGAAGCCAAAUUCACUGAACUUUCAAGGUUUGCGCCGUAUCAAGUUGAUACAGAUGAGAAGAAAGCAAGACGUUUCCAGCAAGGUUUGAAGCCUUGGAUUCAAAGCAGAGUUGCUGUUUUCGAAAUUACAAGUUAUGCAACCUUAGUACACAAAGCGUGUAUUGUUGAGACAAGUGGAGAAUUGGCUGCCAAGGAAAGGAAUGAAAAGAAGAGAAAAGCCCCACACACUUACCCAAAGUUUGAGAAGAAACCUUGGAACUUCAAUAAUAAGAAACCUUUUGUGAAAAAGGAAACACCACCAGUGGAAAAUAAUCAGAAGCCUAGAUCUUCGCAAACUGCAAAUGUGUUACAAGGAAGAACCCCAUUUCCUGAGUGUAAAACUUGUGGAAAGAAACACCCACCCCCAUGCCAUCAGGAAUCUAAAACCUGCUAUAGUUGUGGGAAGAAAGGUCACUACGCGUCAAGCUGCAAGGAGAAGGCGAUCAUAUGUUUCAGUUGUGGAAAGAAAGGGCAUAUGGCAAGGGAUUGUCCACAAUCCUAG